Cavia porcellus (domestic guinea pig) is the source of this 2886-nucleotide messenger RNA. It is a transcript of the gene Kmt5a, whose product is annotated as lysine methyltransferase 5A. The transcript has 8 exons. Gene Ontology annotation, cellular component: polytene chromosome; nucleus. Gene Ontology annotation, biological process: regulation of transcription by RNA polymerase II; regulation of DNA damage response, signal transduction by p53 class mediator. Bases 238 to 1278 code for a protein of 346 amino acids. The record is from RefSeq and is a predicted model, not a curated record. NCBI's taxonomy places the organism in Eukaryota, Metazoa, Chordata, Mammalia, Rodentia, Caviidae. Gene Ontology annotation, molecular function: protein binding; histone H4K20 methyltransferase activity; transcription regulator activity.
CGGGGCGGCCGGGGCUGCCGCGGCGCGCGGUGCCGGCCGGGCCUCGCUCGCCAUGGGGGAAGGGGGCGCCAUGGGGCGCCGCCGGCCCUUCCCCGGUGCGCCGCGGCGGCGCUGGUGGCGGCGGCAGCAGCAGCGGCAGCGGCAGCGACAGCGCUGGUGGCCGGGCCGCGGCGGAGGCGGCGAGGGCGAGGUGGCGGGGCGCGCCGCCAUGGGCCCGGCCGGGCUGCAGGCAGGAAGAUGUCCAAGCCCCGCGCGGUGGAGGCGGCGGCGGCGGCGGCGGCGGUGGCAGCGACGGCCCCGGGCCCGGAGAUGGUGGAGCGGAGGGGCCCGGGGAGGCCCCGCACCGACGGGGAGAACGUAUUUGCCGGGCAGUCAAAGAUCUAUUCCUACAUGAGCCCAAACAAAUGCUCUGGAAUGCGUUCCCCCCUUCAGGAAGAGAACUCAGUUGCACAUCAUGAAGUCAAAUGCCAGGGGAAACCAUUAGCCGGGAUCUACAGGAAACGAGAAGACAAAAGAAACGCUGCGAACGCCAUACGAAGCGCCGUGAAGUCCGAGGAGCAGAAGCUCAAAGAUGCCAGGAAAGGUCCCCUGGUCCAUUUUCCAAACCAAAAACCUGAAGCAGCAGAACCUCCAAAAACUCCAGCCUCGUCUUGUGAUUCUACCAAUGUGGCCAUCGCCAGGCAGGCCCUGAAGAAGUCUCUCAAGGGCAAACAGGCGCCUCGGAAAAAAGCUCAAGGGAAAACGCAGCAGAAUCGCAAACUCACGGACUUCUACCCGGUCCGGAGGAGCUCCAGGAAGAGCAAAGCCGAGCUGCAGUCAGAAGAAAGGAGAAGAAUUGAUGAGCUGAUCGAGAGCGGGAAGGAGGAAGGCAUGAAGAUUGACCUCAUCGACGGCAAGGGCAGGGGCGUGAUCGCCACCAAGCAGUUCUCCCGGGGCGACUUCGUGGUGGAGUACCACGGGGACCUCAUCGAGAUCACCGACGCCAAGAAGCGAGAGGCGCUGUACGCGCAGGACCCCUCCACGGGCUGCUACAUGUACUACUUUCAGUAUCUCAGCAAGACCUACUGCGUGGAUGCCACGAGGGAAACCAACCGCCUGGGCCGGCUGAUCAACCACAGCAAGUGCGGGAACUGCCAGACCAAGCUGCACGACAUUGCUGGUGUGCCGCACCUCAUCCUCGUGGCUUCCCGGGACAUCGCGGCUGGGGAGGAGCUGCUGUACGACUACGGGGACCGCAGCAAGGCGUCCAUCGAGGCCUACCCGUGGCUGAAGCAUUGACCAUCGCGCCCACUCGCCGCCCUCCCUCUUCAAGGACAAAGUGCCCUCCAGGGGAGAUGGGGUGUUUUCUUUUUCUUUUGUUUUUGUUUUUACACACUUAAUCUUAGCAGAUUACAUCAGAUGUUUUUAAAAACAAAAAAAGUAUAUUAAGAUGCCUUUUCACUGUAGUAUUUAAAUAUCUGUUACAGGUUUCCAAGGUGGACUUGAACAGAUGGCCUUAUAUUACCAAAACUUUUAUAUCCUAGUUGAUUUUGUACCUUUUUUGCAUACAAGUCAAGCAUUUGUGCUUCCGUGCAUGCAGUCAAAGACUCGGCACAGAUUUUAGAGGAAAGAGUCCAACAUGAACUAGGAAGCUGGGCGAGACCCUCCUGCCUCAGCCUCAGAGCCAGGACCCCCCCCCAACCCACCCCCAAGGACAGGCAAGGCGCUGCCCCCACAGCCUGCCCGGGAUGUCUCCAAGCUCUUGUUCUCAUGUCUAAUAGGCUCACCGUGAAGCGUAUGAAUCUUUUUUUAAAAGAAGGGUUCGCAGUAAGCUCGUCUUCCCCUCUGCUUUCUUGAAAGCUUCCUAGGCCCAGGCGCAUGGGCCAGGCAUGAACUUGCUCUUCCAUAGACUGCUGCUUUUCGGGGUCUCCCAGAGCACUGGAGAGACUCACGCUAGAGGCCGGCAGGGCUGCCCGAAUCUGGGUUCAUUCUUUAUAGAAAUGUGAACACUGAGUUUAUUUUAAAUAAUAAUAAUAAUAAAAUAAAAUAAAAAAUGGGACAAAAAAAAUUUUAAAAAAAGAAAAAAGGAAAAAAAAAAAGCCCACAGAAAACAACUUACUUGCCGGGCGUGGUGGUGCAUGCCUGUAAUCCCAGCACUCGGGAGGCUGAGGCAGGAGGAUUGCCCCAAGUUUGAGGCCAGCCUGGGCUACAUAGUGAGUUCGAGGCCAGCCUGAACUACAUAGUGAGACCCUGUCUCAAAAAAAAAGGAAAACAACUUGUAUAUAGGUCUUGAAAUGAGUGAAGUGGCUGCAUUAUUGGUUUUAAUUUUAGGGUUUGGGGUUUUGUUUUUGUAGAAGAGACUUGAGAUGGUUCUCUAUUCUAAUAAAAAAUAAAGUUUUGUAGUGGGACCAGAAAUGACUCCCCACUCCUGCCCACCCGGCACCGCUGGGUUGAGAGUUCCAGACCUGCUGUCGGGGCCUCGCGUGUGUUAGACCGCCUGGUGUCCCUGCCACAAGGACAGAGGAGCUAAGGUGGGGCCCAGACCCCUGCCCAGCCACGCAGGCACAUGGACAAGGCUCAGGGCUCACCUUGAGGGCCCGUCAGGAGCAGGUGGUUGCCUCCCUCCCAGGGGGACUGAUUAUGGAUGCCAGGGUCCUUGGGGCCCGGGUCCCCCCCUCCCGCCGGUGCUAGCGAGAGUCUUCCCUGCCCCAGCCUGGCCAGUGCCCCAGGAAGAUCCGCCCUGUCCCCACCAGAGCGCAACCUUUUGAGAGAUGAUGUCUUAGUUGUACCUGUUUGCAGUUUCGCUUUGUAUUUAAGCAGACAAACAAAAAAGGAAAUAAACUUGAAAAAAAUUUGUCAUCAUAAAAAUGAAACAAAAAUUAAAAUAUUUAUUGCCAGGCGAGGCCA